Molecule: messenger RNA, 5372 nt
Organism: Sapajus apella (tufted capuchin)
Lineage: Eukaryota; Metazoa; Chordata; Mammalia; Primates; Cebidae
Gene: ESRRB
Product: estrogen related receptor beta
Exons: 7
Coding region: 3564-4928 (454 amino acids)
Biological process (GO): regulation of DNA-templated transcription
Cellular component (GO): nucleus
Molecular function (GO): nuclear steroid receptor activity; DNA-binding transcription factor activity; zinc ion binding
Source: RefSeq, a predicted model, not a curated record
AGAAAGAAAGAAAAGAGACUUGUCUUUUAAGAUUUAGGAAUUGAAUAAGUAGAAUUCCAAUGACCACAGAUGGCAGAUGGCAUGCUUUGCCAGAUAUUCUCUGUGUGACCUUGGGUAGGUCACUUCACGACACAGGGAAAUUUACGAAUUUCCUUUGUCAAAUCUGAUGAUGAUUCUAAAUGAUUCUCUGAGUCCCUCCUAGCUGUAAGGUUCUGUGAAUGUAAUGAAUAUCAAUUUAAAGAUGUUUGUCAUAAAAACAGUGUAAGCUGCUGUCACCUUAUACCCUCCACACUUACUGCAUCUAAUAGCUUUUGUCCCCUUACUUUCGGCUGACUUGCCCACCUGGGGAUGCCCGUACUGGGGCAGAGGGUAGUGAAGGGGUGGCUUAGAGCUCUUGCUGGGCAUGGAUUACAAGUAGCUCCUGCUCUCAGGUGGGCAGUAAAAGAAAUCAUGAUUGGUUGACUGCAUUUUAGGCUUGAAGAAACCCAAGAACCCUGCCCGCCCCACUCCACCCCUGCACAGCCUUCGUUUUCUGGAGAAGAGAUGACUUUGGCAAGGUCACACAGAGAAGUCAGGACCCAAUCCCAGAGUCCUUUACUGUCCCACACUGCUGCCUCUCCAGCCAGAGGCAUGGAGCCUGACCCUGGCUUUGGGAAGGAAUCCAUCCUCCAUGAGCUGGCUGAGAGCACAGCAGGAAAAAUGUGGGCGCCAUGCACAGUGUGGGACCCGGGCAGGUUAGUCUGGAGAAUCACAGGAGGAGCCUGGGCCUGCCAAGUUGGAUCAUGCCACUAGGGUGUCCGGGCGGCUGGCCCUGAUUCCUGCUCUUGCAGAGUCAGGAAGGAAAAGAGAAAGAUCUGGCCCUGGGGCAGUGUGAGAGGAGGCUCAGGCAGAGGAAGGCUGAGGAAGCCUAGGUCUCCAGGAACUGAUUCCCGCCUGGAAGACAAUCAGCUAGUGUCCAGAGAUGAGGCCCUGGGUCACCUUUGUGCCUGGACCUUAGAGGCAGAGAAUAAUUGUAUGCAAGCGUUAGCCUAGUCUUUUAGCCAAUGCAGACUCCAGUUUCUCCUCAUUUGCUCCCAGUGGCUUUGAAUCCACUGCUCUGGGCUGUGAAGUGGUCUUUCUUUUCAGGUGAUGAAGAAUACUUUGUUUCUACCAAAUGUGUUUUGUUUCCAGUUAAAAAUGGUGCACCCACACAGAGUAAGGAGUCAAAGGGCCCCAGACAACCCAUCAGGGCCUCACCUUCUUCCUGGGCAAUGGUCUGUCACUCAGCAGGCUGUGGCAUUCCACUCCAAACGACUACCGGUUAACCAUUCAUUCCGCAAAAUCUCCACCAAGCAACUGUCAUGUGCCAGGCACCUUUAGAUGCUAGGGAUUCUCUCGUGAACAAAAAGAGACAUGGUCCCUGCUCCCAUGAAGCUUGCAGUCUAGUGAGAGAAGGGCGGAGGAGGGAAGUAUCAUUCAUGCCAGUGCGCAGUCAAUUGCAAACUGUGAUAAAUUACCCAAAGCAAAGUGAACCAGAGGAAGUGCUGGCACGACAUGGAAGGUGAGGCCUUCUAGAUGGCAGGUACAAAGACUGGGGCACAGAGGGAGGGCAGCAGGGGCUGUGGAGAGGAACAGAGGGACCUGCAGAAACCUGUCAUAGGACGCCUUCCUUGGAGGCCAAGGACUGGGGCCUCUUUCCUGAUUACAACAACGGGACAUUGGGUGUGCAUUUUGCAAAGCACUCCCUGGCUGCUGUGUGCCUGCAGAAUGGAUUUCAGUGGGGCAGAAAGGAUGUGGAGAAACCAGUCACUGAGGUCUUGGCAAGAGAUGAUGGUCAUGUAGAAGCCAGGCUCAAGGGACGCAUCUCUGCACCCUUCUUUCUUUCUCUGAUGAAGUGCCUGUGUGAUUUUUAAAAAAAUCGGGGGCUGCUGGGGGGCUACUGACAGAGGAGACGUCUUCAUCCAUCUCUCUGUGAGAUGCCUUCCUGAGCCUUGAGCCCAGAAUCCCACUCGCCCCUCCACUUCAGCACAUGUGAAAAAUCUCAGCUCUGUUUCCCAGCCUGCACGAGCGCAUUUAUCCAAGUCAAAAAUCAUCUGCCAUCCUGCUGCCCACUCCCCCAGCCCCUGCCCGGGCAGCCAGCCCCUCCUGGGGUUUCUCACAACCCUCCCUGCUUUUAUUCCUGAAGUGCUUGAACAUUGCCUGCAGUUACACUCCAUUUAGACAUUAUUUUGAUGAUAAAAUUAUGUCUUCCCCCCUACUGCUCAUUGUCUUCUGCAGAAUAUAGGAGAAUAGGUGGUGGUCUCUCCUGAGGGCUUUUUCCCCCUUUUAAAUAAUUCUAUACCUACCCCCCUCCCCCUACUCAUUUGAAUCAUCAAAUUGAUUAUUAUCCCUGUGGCUGGCGCAUCUCAAAAGAUGAAAAACCCCAGAAGCAGAGUUGGGGCAUGACUUACAGCUCAUUUUGGUACAGUGGCAGCCCAUAAUAUUCAGGUUCACUGAGGGAGCAGCGGAUGGGGAUGCAGGUGUUUGUAGCUGGGGAUUCAGGUGUGUAUUUCAAAGUGUGUGCUUGUGCCUUGGAGUGGAUGUGGCAGGUAAGUUGAUAAUUUUCACAACGAUUGUAUUUUCCUAAGCAGACAGAAAUUUAUUUGCCCAUAUCUGUGUCCUGGGUACAUUUCAGAGAGCUGCCAAUGACGAGAGCAUCACUUCAUACAGUGAGAGAACGUUUUAUAGAUGCGCACCCUGCAUCUAGCCAUAUGAGAGUGGUGCAGAACUGACUGGCCCAGGUGAUAAGAGCUGGGAAGGGAAUCUGUUUCUCUCCUGCCUUCUUGCUGUGCCUCACCUGCUGGCCUGACCCUUUGCACUUUUGCCCACACUGCACAGGGUUUGAGGCUGCCUCUUCUCUUUGGCGUGUGGGUGGAGAAAUGUGACUCAUUUUUAAUUUGGAAAACAAAUCGAUUGCAGAAAUCCUGAGAGGUGAGUUUGCUAGGCCUGCCAGUUAAAAGAUGGGAUGGGGUGACUGGGGGGUAUGUAAGCAGCAAAUCUCCCCCCACCCCAGACCCACCUGGCAGUUGGGCAUUUUCCCCCCUUUAACUGCGAGAAGGCAGGCCUUAGGGCUCUACCACCCAGUACUCCUACUGCUCAGAAGGUGGGGACCUCCCGCGCAGAGCGUCUUAUUCCAUUGAGGUCUCUCUGGCUCACCCCCCUCCCCCCACCCCAGCUUGAUUCUGUCACUUUAAGUCCAGCCCCUGAGAGAUAGCCAAUAGGAGCCAAACCAUACAUCAGUCUCCCAGCCUUAAAGCUACAGUAGGGUUAGUGGGCUCCAAGUCUCUGGUGCCCCAGCCUCCUCCACGGCUUCGCAUCCCCUCUGCCCGCUCGCUCCGGAGCGUGCGGAUGAGUGGGAGCGCCGGGCGGUGCGCGCGCGGCUCUCUGCCUCCCACUCCCCAGCCGCGGCCGCGUCCUCCCACUCUGCGUUCUCGCGCUCACUGUGCCCUGCCCGGGCUCGCACCUUGCCCGUGCCCUUCACUCGCUCUUCCGCGUGAUUUCCCCGCCGCCUUUCUCUACCAACUGGGAAUGCUAAAACGGGACUGAUGGACGUGUCCGAACUCUGCAUCCCGGACCCCCUCGGCUACCACAACCAGCUGCUGAACAGGAUGUCCUCGGAUGACAGGCACCUGGGCUCCAGCUGCGGCUCCUUCAUCAAGACCGAGCCGUCCAGCCCGUCCUCCGGCAUCGACGCCCUCAGCCACCACAGCCCCAGUGGCUCGUCCGACGCCAGCGGCGGCUUUGGCCUGGCCCUGGGCACCCACGCCAACGGUCUGGACUCGCCACCCAUGUUUGCAGGCGCCGGGCUGGGAGGCACCCCGUGCCGCAAGAGCUACGAGGACUGCGCCAGCGGCAUCAUGGAGGACUCGGCCAUCAAGUGCGAGUACAUGCUCAACGCCAUCCCCAAGCGCCUGUGCCUCGUGUGCGGGGACAUUGCCUCCGGCUACCACUACGGCGUGGCCUCCUGCGAGGCUUGCAAGGCCUUCUUCAAGAGGACCAUCCAAGGGAACAUCGAGUACAGCUGCCCGGCCACCAAUGAGUGUGAGAUCACCAAACGGAGGCGCAAGUCCUGCCAGGCCUGCCGCUUCAUGAAAUGCCUCAAAGUGGGGAUGCUGAAGGAAGGUGUGCGCCUUGAUCGAGUGCGUGGAGGCCGCCAGAAAUACAAGCGACGGCUGGACUCAGAGAGCAGCCCAUAUCUGAGCUUACAAAUUUCUCCACCUGCUAAAAAGCCAUUGACCAAGAUUGUCUCAUACCUACUGGUGGCUGAGCCGGACAAGCUCUACGCCAUGCCUCCCCCUGGCAUGCCUGAGGGGGACAUCAAGGCCCUGACCACUCUCUGUGACCUGGCAGACCGGGAGCUUGUGGUCAUCAUUGGCUGGGCCAAACACAUCCCAGGCUUCUCGAACCUCUCCCUGGGGGACCAGAUGAGCCUGCUGCAGAGUGCCUGGAUGGAGAUCCUCAUCCUGGGCAUCGUGUACCGCUCGCUGCCCUAUGACGACAAACUGGUGUACGCCGAGGACUACAUCAUGGACGAGGAGCACUCCCGCCUCGCGGGGCUGCUGGAGCUCUACAGGGCCAUCCUGCAGCUGGUGCGCAGGUACAAAAAGCUCAAGGUGGAGAAGGAGGAGUUUGUGACGCUCAAGGCCCUGGCCCUCGCCAACUCCGAUUCCAUGUACAUCGAGGAUCUGGAGGCUGUCCAGAAGCUGCAGGACCUGCUGCACGAGGCGCUGCAGGACUACGAGCUGAGCCAGCGCCACGAGGAGCCCCGGAGGACGGGCAAGCUGCUGCUGACGCUGCCCCUGCUGCGGCAGACGGCUGCCAAGGCCGUGCAGCACUUCUACAGCGUCAAACUGCAGGGCAAGGUGCCCAUGCACAAACUCUUCCUGGAGAUGCUGGAGGCCAAGGUCUGAUGGCCCCGCACACGGACCAUGCCCACCUGCAGACAGACAAAUGGACAGACCGAGGUGGAGCCCUCCACAGCCACCAGCCUCCACCUUCAACCCCUGGAUCAUGGCUCUGAGCUGUCCCAGAGGCAGGGGUUUCUCGCUCCUGGCUGUGUGCAGACUCCCGGGUGCAGUGGGGUGGGGGACGGGGAUGGGGGGGCAGGGGCGUGGGGCUCGUCUGUAACUGGCUUUUUCUUUGGUAUGUCUUUCCUUCUCCAUGGGCAGUGCGGAGGCCUGGGCCAGGGCUGACUCCCUUCGGGAGUGGAGACCACUGGAGCAAGUGCCCCUCCCCUCCACCAAACCACUAAGAGGCAGCAUGUGCAUUUCCUAACUCCCUUGCCCCCCACCCCAUCCAUGGCCUGGGUGGGCAGUGCUCAGGCUGGGUACCACCUGGAGGUUUUCCUUCUGCAG